GCAGUUGAUAUCUAAUAUGUGCAACACAAGAACAUCUUCAGCUGUUAUCUUGAAUACAAUUGAUGUCCUCGAACAAUCAUCAUUGCAAAAGAUUCGCAAACAAUGCAAAAUUCAAAUAUUCCCUAUCGGUCCGUUGCAUAAAGUUGCUCCGGCCUCCUCAAGCAGCUUAAUAAUGGAGGACACCAGCUGCAUUAGAUGGCUUGACAAGCAAGUUCAGAACCCAGUUCUAUACGUAAGUUUGGGAAGUGUAGCAACUAUAGACAAGAACCAGCUAGUUGAAAUGGCUUGGGUUUUGGCCAAUAGCAAGCAGCCAUUCUUGUGGGUUAUUAGGCCUGGGUCGGUUGACGAUCUGGGAUGGAACCAGUUGUUGCCUGAGGGUUUCAUGGAAGCUGUUGGAGAAAAUGGUUGUAUUGUAAAAUGGGCACCCCAAACACACGUUUUAGCACAUGGCGCUGUGGGAGGGUUUUGGACCCAUUGCGGCUGGAAUUCAACACUGGAAAGCAUAUCAGAAGGGGUUCCAAUGAUCUGCAAACCAUGUUUUGGUGAUCAAAGGGCCAAUGCAAGGCAUGUCAGUCACGUAUGGAAGAUCAGCUUACACUUGGAGAAUAAAUUCGAGAGAGGAGAGAUAGAGAGAGCAAUCAAGAGGCUAAUGGUGGAUAAAGAAGGGGAAGAAAUGAGGCAAAGGGCCAAAAUUUUGAAGGAGAAGGUUGAAAUCUGCAUCAGAGAAGGGGGUUCUUCCUACAAUUCCUUGAAUCAGUUAAUUGAGAUGAUUAUAGCAUUUUGAUCACAUAGCUGGCAUUGCUACGG
Messenger RNA from Durio zibethinus, 807 nucleotides. The record is from RefSeq and is a predicted model, not a curated record. NCBI's taxonomy places the organism in Eukaryota, Viridiplantae, Streptophyta, Magnoliopsida, Malvales, Malvaceae.